Molecule: messenger RNA, 2193 nt
Organism: Prorocentrum cordatum
Lineage: Eukaryota; Dinophyceae; Prorocentrales; Prorocentraceae
Source: the annotation of a GenBank genome assembly
AUGGCUUUCAGCCUGCUCUGUCGACUACGAGACCGAGGACUCAGAGAGGUCAGGUGGGGGCACAAAUGCGAAGCCUUGAAAGGCACCGUGCACUUCAAGCCGGGAGAGAGGACGAAGACGAUCAGUUUGCGAUUCUUCGAGGAUGAUGUGUACCAGGGCUCGACAGUGGAGGUAAGCAUUAGGCUUUCGAGCCCACAAGGGUGCGUUCUCGGGGCCUACCUGAAACGGGUCCGCGUUAAGCUGCUGGACAAUGGUACCUUUCCCACAAACAAGUUCGCCAAGUACCUCAAGGAAGACUACAGUGCCGAGUCUUGGAAAGAGGGCCAAGAUUUCAGUAUGUUCGUGGAGUUUUGCAAGUUUGUCUUCAAGCAGACAACUUCUGGGUCUAUCAAGAUGGUCGUCGCAGGCCAGGUCAACAACCUGAUAUUCGUUUAUGGACUCUGGAUCAUGAGGGUAAUCGUGAACGCUCUGGACCAUGAUGAUAGUGUCGGUGAUCCUCCCAGUUUGGUGUACGUGACCGUGCUCGCGCUCUGUCUUGUGCUUCCCUUCGGGCUUACCCACCUAAUCGCGUAUCAGAGCUCAGGGUGGGGCGUUGGAGGCGGCGCUCGAAAGGUGUUGCUCGAGGGGUUGAUGUCAAAGUUUUUGUACUUUGAGGAAAAAAGCCGUCACAAACUGAAUCCUUACGAAUGGAUAGCUGUUUUCAAUACUGAGGUCACGACGCUAGUGAAUGACGGCUACAUGCAAGUGUUCACACUAAUAACUGCCAUUGGCAAAGUCGUUCUCCUGGCAUUAUUUAUAACUUCUACGGCUUUCACGGGCUAUUUCAACACGAGGAGAAGGGAACUUUUCGUCAGUAUCGUACCAUUUUUCAUCUUGCCGCCAGUCAUCUGUUGUUAUCUUGCAUUGCGACUGCGUGAUGCCAAUGACAUGCGCCACGACGUAGUCGUCGCCUCGGUUCGUUUGAGACAAUUUUCGGGUGAGUGCGUGUUGCAUUAUCGCACGAUUGCAGACUAUUGGAGCCGGCCGGUAGUGUUAGGACAAAUCAUGAGAUUGACGGGUGACUUUAACAAGAAGGUGGCAGACGAGAGCCGAAGGGAGGUGAACGACGGGGCCUUCUUUGGAUGGUUGAUGAAGUUGGUUGAGUUCUGCGCCAUCUUUGGACUGAGUGCAGUAGUGAUCAACGGUGGUAUUAAAAUUGGCACCUUCGCUGCCGUUUUGGCUGGCCUAAAAAGUGCAGCGCAGGAGUUCCAGGGCGCUUACCACACCAUGGUUACAAUGCAGGCUUGCUUUCCAUACCUGUGGAGGUGCGUCAGGUACUUGAACUUGCCCAACGACUUAUGGGAGCGCAGAGACAAGCUCUCAGAAGUGAGGCGUUGGUUUGAUGAGCGCGUCGAUCUGGAGCGGCUGCAAGCCCCAGGAGAGAUACCCGAAGACAGGAUUCCUCUCCGCGUGGAAAGCAUCACAUUCGCUUACCAAGGGGGGACCUCGCCCAUCUUCCGCAACUUGACAUUGGCAAUCAAUCAGGGAGAGUUCGUUGCUAUCCUUGGGCCGCGCAGUUCAGGCAAGAACACCCUCCUCCAGAUAUUGGCUGGGUUGCUCCUUCCAACCGCAGGCAGCAUCAACGUACCACCGCAUCUGCGCGUGCUGCACCUGAGGUAUGAGCAACAUCUCUGGGACAGGCCUUUGUCCGACACCCUGUAUUUUGGAUGGAUGGCCGCCCACGGUGUGACUCGGGUCGAAGAUUUGGACGAGCACACGAUCGCGAAAGGAUUGGAUAUCUGCAAGGAGCUAGAGCUUCACAAGAACCUGGUCAACACAAUCGAACGUGAGGUGAGAUCGCGAACCAAUCCGUCCAUCAAGGGGAUCGGAAAGCUUGCAGACAGAAGUGACAUCUCCAAAGAUUCCAGCUACAGGCUGCAGUUAGCCUGCGCUCUACUCGCACACCCAGAGGUCUUGGUAGUUCACACGCCUGUGGCCCAUGCCGCCUGGAACGACGGGGGCCGCCUGAUGGACGUGCUCCGACGCUACGUGGACGAGCGUGGCAUGUGCUCUCCGCCUGGCCAGGUGCAUAUCCGACGGCCGCGCACGUGCGUAGUGUCUAUGGAGAAGCCUGUCUACCUGGGGAAAGCCCACCGGGUUCUCGAGAUCGAGGACGGGCAGGUCAGACAGAGGACAGCCCACAGCAUCAGCUAG